AUGCAUCUCAAUAAUCAAGUACUUGAGCCAAAAAAAACACACCCAGAUUAUGAUAAAUUAUACAAAGUACGUCCAUUUAUAAAAACGUUAUCUGAAACAUUUACAAAAUACUAUAAACCGAAAAAAAAUAUAUCGAUUGACGAAUCUAUGAUAAGAUUCAAAGGGCGUUCAUGUCUCCGACAAUAUAUGCCUAAAAAGCCUAUAAAAUGGGGCUACAAAAUUUGGGUGCGGGCAGACGAACAAGGAUAUGUAGACGAAUUUCAAAUAUAUACUGGGAAAAUAGGAAAUUUUGUAGAAAAAGAGCUAGGACCCAGAGUAAUUACUGAUCUCACACGAUCUUUGGUAGGUAAAAAUUACCAAAUAUAUUUUGACAACUACUUCACGUCGAUAUCACUUCUACGGAAAUUGAAAAAAGAAAAUAUAUAUGCAUGCGGAACUAUUAGAAAAGGAAGAAAGAAUAUGCAAAUAGAUUUUAAAUCAAACAAAAUUUUCAAACGAGGUGAAUACGACUGCAGAGCAACUGAUGAUGGAUUGACUUGUGUCAAGUGGAUGCACAAACGUAUUGUUUUUUUUGCCAGUAAUUUUCAUAAUCAAAAUUCUGUUGUGUAUGUCAACCGCAAAAAUAAAGAUGGUACAGUAGAAGAAUUACAGUGCCCAAAAUUAGUAAAGGAUUACACAAAACAUAUGGGAUAUGUAGAUAAAGCAGAUAUGUUAAAAUCUGUGUACGAAAUAGACAGAAAAAGCAAAAAAUGGUGGCACAGAAUAUUUUUUGUUGAUGUCUCAGUGGUAAAUUCUCAUAUUAUAUAUAAAUCUAGAUGUGAAGGAAAUACAAUGGACUUGAAAAUUUUUUGUCUCGCCAUUGUCGGGGGUUUAUUAGGUGCUCGGUCGGAAACUCGUACACGUUAUCAAAAUGAAAAUCUAAAAAUGGGACCGGUUGAUGUUCGAAUUGAAAUGAAAAGUUCAGCUGCAAUACCCGAUAAAACAACGGCUUACUGUCUUAUGCUGCAAGAUAGAUUAGUAGAAUUCACACCUUUGACCGGUGAAGUUAACAAAAUCGUUUAA
This is a messenger RNA of Condylostylus longicornis, 1062 nucleotides long. RefSeq names its product piggyBac transposable element-derived protein 4-like. Bases 1 to 1062 code for a protein of 353 amino acids. The record is from RefSeq and is a predicted model, not a curated record. Lineage: Eukaryota; Metazoa; Arthropoda; Insecta; Diptera; Dolichopodidae. The transcript has 3 exons.